Molecule: messenger RNA, 666 nt
Organism: Penicillium egyptiacum
Lineage: Eukaryota; Fungi; Ascomycota; Eurotiomycetes; Eurotiales; Aspergillaceae
Source: the annotation of a GenBank genome assembly
AUGCCAAUGAACUCACCGUUCGGCUCGCUGGACGGCGCUACACACCUUACCCUGUUUGCCAUCACGCAGACAGACAAAUUGGCAGAAGCAAUCGAAAGAUACGAACUGCUCAAAGCCCCCCUGCCAGAGCGAUUCAUUGCAGGUAUCGAUUCAUUGUCCUCCCAUCUGCAGACCUUUCGACCUGAUGAUGACAUCCCCCUUUUCCUUGAUUCCGGCUUGGGCGCCCAGGAAAUAAUUCACAACAACCUCGAAGUUGCCUGGUAUCUCUCGGCAUGCAUUUAUUUCCACAAUCGAAUCAACAACUCUUUCGUCGACGACGUUUCCUUUGCUGUGAAUGCGAUCUUGAUGUGUCUGCUCCGCGCAGAAGAGAUCAAGGCACAGCUGGAACCUGAUUUCAUGUACCGAGAUUACCCCGUCACCUUCCCAGCUUUUGUUGCAUCCUGCAAUGCCAUUGACCGCUACCCUUGGGCAUGCUGGUGGCUCACAAUUCAAGGCUAUGGUAUUCGGGAUGUCAGGUCUCAGUGGAGGGUUAUCCAGAGGCUUUGGGAGCUCAUUGAUGUGACGCACGAGCCAGGGGAGGUCGAUUUCAGCUGGUUGGAGAUUAUGCAAGGGCCCCACAGACUUCCUUUGUCGGCUGUUUUUGAAACGCUUGGUUUCUAUUAUUGA